UUGCAGGUCAGAGUUAACUCAGACCAGGAACGCUUCCUAAUAGUUCCCUUUGGGCUCCUUUACAGUGAAGUCACUGCCUCUAGUUUGGUGAAGAUAGACCUUCAGGGGGAAAUCGUAGACAGAGGAAGCACCAACCUGGGGGUCAACCAGGCCGGCUUCACCCUCCAUUCUGCCAUCUAUGCCGCACGGCCCGAUAUCAAGUGUAUUGUACAUAUACACACUGCGGCAGGUGCAGCGGUAUCGGCCAUGAAAUGUGGGCUGCUGCCCAUCUCUCCUGAGGCUCUGUCCCUGGGGGAGGUGAGCUAUCACGAUUACCAUGGCAUCCUGGUGGACGAUGAAGAAAGAGUUCUCAUACAGAAGAAUCUUGGGGCCAAGAGCAAGGUUCUUAUCCUGAGGAACCAUGGUUUGGUGUCGGUUGGAGAAACGGUGGAGGAGGCCUUUUAUUACAUCCACAACCUGGUGACCGCCUGUGAAAUCCAGGUGCGAACACUGGCCAGCGCUGGAGGUCCAGACAAUCUGGUUAUGCUGGACCCGUCAAAGUACAAGUCUCGCCCAUGCGUCCCUGAGCCAGCAGGCGACGGGUCGUCGUCACACCCAAAGUGGCAGAUUGGGGAGCAGGAGUUUGAGGCUCUCAUGAGAAUGCUCGACAAUUUGGGCUACAGGACGGGCUAUCCUUACCGCUGCCCGGCUCUGAGAGACAAAGGUAAAAAGUACAGUGACACGGAGCUCGCCUCCUCCGCCCACGGCGGUUACUCCUAUGGGGAGGACAGCGACUCAGGUGCUCGCUCCCCACUGAAACACAGCUUCCAGCGUGGCCAGCGUGACAAGACCCGCUGGCUAAAUGCCGGCGGCCGGCCCGACGAGCCUUACGAGGACGGGCCCGACGGCACCAGCCCCAAGUCGAAGCCUAAGGUGUGGACGAACAUAACACAUGAUCACGUCAAACCCUUGCUGCAGUCUCUCUCGUCCGGUGUCUGCGUGCCAAGCUGUAUAACCAACUGCUUGUGGACAAAGGAGGAAAGCCUUCGCCAGGCUGCCGUAGCCAAUCAGUUUAUCCCGAUGAACACCGACCCCAAGGAGGUUCUGGAAAUGAGGAAUAAGAUUCGAGAGCAGAACCUGCAAGACAUAAAGACUGCAGGACCCCAGUCACAGGUUCUGUGUUCCGGCUCUGUGGUGGAACGAUCUUUUAACCAGGGUGAGCUGGUGACUGCAUCCAAGGCCAUCAUCGAGAAGGAGUACCAGCCCAAAGUUAUUGUGAGCAAGACUGGUCCCAACCCCUUCAAUAAAUUUACAGACCAGGAGCUGGAAGAAUACCGCCGGGAGGUGGAGCAGAAACAGAAAGGUGGUGAAGUGAAAAAACAAGAAUGUACGAAAGGAUCAACCUCUGGUGCACCCAGACCUAAGCCACGGACUGUAUCAUCGGGUCAAACCUCUUUUUCCACACCAACUGAUUCACCAAGCUUGGACCAACCUCCAGCUUCCCAGAGGGUCACUCCUCCUCAGCCUGCGGGCGGAGGCGUAGCAGACGAUGUGUUCUUAGCUGCAGACGAGGUGCCGUCAGGGCAGCAUUCUCCGCACAAGGAGUUCCACAGCGCGGUGCUGCAGGCCCUCAAGAAGCCAUCAGCUGUAGAAGCGGCAGAGGGAGGUCAGGCUUCAGAUUUAGAGCAACAAGUAGAGGCUGAGGAGGAUGACCCUAAACCCACAUCCACACCGCCGAGCACCCCGGUCAGAGCAGAGGAAGAGUCAUUGCCGGAACAAACCUUUAAGGACGAGAGUGAUGCAGCCACCCUGAGACAGACCCUUCCAGAUUUAACCCCCGACGACCCCUCUGAUGCUCCGGCUCUCCCCGCUGAAGACUCCACUCCAGCCGCUGCUUCCGCCGAGGCAGCUGAAGGGGAGGAGGCCGCUGAUGCUGGGGACCAGGAAGGCGAGGAGUCUCCCAGCAAAUCCCCCUCCAAAAAGAAAAAGAAGUUUCGCACACCUUCCUUCCUAAAGAAAAACAAAAAAUAGACAGUCCUAGAUUGGAGAAAGUUUGAUAAGGCUGACCUCGCCUUCAUUUUGGUUCCUUUUAUUUUGUUUUGUACUUUUGCCCUUCAAGUGAGCCACACUCCCACACUUAUUCUUCGGUUCUAUAUGUUAAAAAUUUAACCUGCUUUUGCUCAUUAGUGUGUAUACAGUGUAAAACAAUCGCAUUAUGGCUUUUUUUCUGUUUAGAUAUUAAAGGCUUUUAGUUGUGAGUGCAAUCAGUCUUGUCAACUCCAUCUUGUCUUAAAUGCAUGACUAUAACUACAGGCUCACGUGCUUAAAUUAGAGGUUUUUAUUUCUUUUCUUUUUUAACUAUUAACCAAUGUAACCACUAGAAUGUAUAGGGAUUGUAUCCAAAUAUGUCUGCCGCUGCAGGGCAAGAAGCUUGUACCUUCUGCUGAGCUGAUGGUCACUUCUGACAGUGAUAAACUGCAUAAAUGCAACCCUGAAGCUGUGCGCUCAUUUUAUUACAAAUCUGCAGACUGGAAGAGCUACAGUCCGGCUUCUCCCUAAUGGUUGUUUGCUCGUGUCCAAAAUGCAAUAACUCCAAUGAAAUCACUAUCAGCCACAUGUAAUGUUUUCCUUUUUUUUUUUUUUUUUUUUUUAAACAUUGUUUUACUUACUCACAUGGUUCUUAAUCUAAUGUUGGUCAAAUACUUUGCACAUCGGAUUAAGUGAGAACACUGCUGCAUUAUGCAAGAUUAGCCCUGCCUUGCUUCUGACAUUGUGCUCGUGGAUCAGUCUAAGGCUUCAUGCAAUGUAUUUGCCUCUGCCUGUAAGCCUAUAUUAUGAAGGAAUGUGUACAUUUGUAUUUUUUUUUUCUGUUUUUAUCAUAGCUUUUAUUUUGUAUUAUCUCCCCAAUUUCACAUUGCUAAUUUGCAUCUAGUGUUGCAUAUUUCCAUCGGUUUCUGGUGGCAUUUUGUUACAUAAAUCAGAUUAUUCCCUUUAUUCUGUCAUUAAAAACCCAGUUUUAGGAAUACAUUUUGCUUUUAUCCAGUUGCAUUUAUUCAUUAAAAAGGUUUCAUGUUUGAUCAUGUCAUAGAAUCAUAAAUCGUGAUGCUAAUUAGUCUCUCCAUGAAUGAUACUUAGGCUGUGAAUCACUGUCAACAGUAAAGACGAUUUACACUGGAGGAACAAAAGAAGCUAUUUUUGUUGUGACUGCAAUCAAUGGGUGGAAAAAAAAAACAGUUUGAUGUUCAGUUUCAGGUUGUGUGAAUCGUUCAGCUGUAAUAGAGAGUCUUGACGUGCUUUAUGAAAUUGACCACUGGUGACAGAUGAUAGACUUGCAUCGCAUCGAAGGGCUUCAAACUGAUUGUGGGUUAUAUUUCAACUGUUCCGCUGAAGCAAAUACUAAUGUCCAACUAAUCCUUUAAAUCUGCUUUAUUGGUGGUUUUGUUUUUAGACAUGCUAAGUUGUAUCAUCUAUCUGAAUUAUACCCAUUUAAAUAUUUUCUUUUUACUCAAUUUACAAAGUUAUUCCACCACUUUCUCAUGGUUCCACCUCUGAAUAAAAACACUACCAUGAAAAGGA
Molecule: messenger RNA, 3555 nt
Organism: Cyprinodon variegatus (sheepshead minnow)
Lineage: Eukaryota; Metazoa; Chordata; Actinopteri; Cyprinodontiformes; Cyprinodontidae
Gene: add1
Product: adducin 1
Exons: 12
Biological process (GO): positive regulation of establishment of endothelial barrier; positive regulation of adherens junction organization; barbed-end actin filament capping
Cellular component (GO): postsynaptic density; focal adhesion; adherens junction
Molecular function (GO): actin filament binding
Source: RefSeq, a predicted model, not a curated record